CUCUUCUCCUUUUACGCCUGAUCUGGUCAUUUCCCCUCCCCCCACGCUGACCCCUCCCCGUUCUCCGUGCAGACCCGAAAAGAGACGCUCCAACAAUGUCGGCAGGUCAGACUUACUACGAGUUUUACCGCAAUUCCAGCAUUGGGACGGCUCUGACUGAUGCGCUGGACGAGUUGAUCACGCAGGGCGAUAUCCCGCCUCAAUUGGCUAUGCGAGUCUUGCAGCAAUUUGACAAGUCCGUAACGGACUCUUUGCAGCAAAAGGUGAAAGCCAAGACUACCAUCAAAGGACAUUUAUCGACUUAUAGACUUUGUGAUGAUGUGUGGACGUUUGUGGUAAAGGAACCGCAAUUCAAGAUGGAGGGUAUCGGUGCUGGAUCGGAGAUGGUGACCGGCCCCAAGAUCAAGAUCGUAGCGUGCAAGAGCGGCGAUGCGGCUGACAACACGAAGAAGGGGAGUAAGGAGUAAGACCAUCGAAUGGGGACUGGGAAGAGGAAUGAGGCGUGUGUAACUCUGGAGUCUGGAGCAAGCGUGGGCUAGAGAUGCUGGGGAAUCUGUAUAAUACGCUACGUCACUUAUCUUGUAUGCAACUCCUUAGUAUG
This is a messenger RNA of Cryptococcus amylolentus CBS 6039, 601 nucleotides long. RefSeq names its product transcription initiation factor IIA subunit 2. Gene Ontology annotation, molecular function: TBP-class protein binding; RNA polymerase II general transcription initiation factor activity. Gene Ontology annotation, biological process: transcription initiation at RNA polymerase II promoter; RNA polymerase II preinitiation complex assembly. NCBI's taxonomy places the organism in Eukaryota, Fungi, Basidiomycota, Tremellomycetes, Tremellales, Cryptococcaceae. The coding region runs from base 96 to 467 and encodes 123 amino acids. Gene Ontology annotation, cellular component: transcription factor TFIIA complex. The record is from RefSeq and is a predicted model, not a curated record. The transcript has 5 exons.